UGAUUGUAUUUUCCUGUUAGUUCAAUGUCUAUAUUGUGCGUGCUCACUGAACCAUAAACGGGAGGCUGCGACUGGAAAUACGGUCAACACGUCCCAUAGCCAUGACACGUACAGUUAUGGAGUAGCCUCGUAUACGUUGUACAAUGAGUAACUUUGUAGUUGAGUUUCAAUAAAAUAACACGUUAUCAGUUCAAGAGCAUGUAUACUCAAAACUUUGGAGGUUAAAUGUACGGAGACGAAAAGAGUACUUCUUGGCGUACGUAUAUAGACUGAGAAUUAAACACAAGAGAGACUUUGUUGGAAUGGAGCACCGAUGAUAGAACUGUUUUCACUGAAUGUGGACUUGAUAAAACGAUCAAAACUGUGACAAAAUUGGCACACAGAUCGGAAAUAAUAAGAAGCCAUGUUUUCCCGAGCCGUGAAUGACAUCAACUGGUCGACUGAGUCUUACAGCACGAGUGAUCUGAGGUUCAACUGCCCAGCUCCGCUCCUGGUGAGAGUGACUCAGGGUCACUGCGGGCUGGAAGAUGAAGACUCGCUCAGUCAAGGACAGGUAAUUCGCAUCCAUCGUUGGUUGAAACAGCAGAGAGUGAUCGCUGUUGACUCCAGAGGGCGGUAUCUAAGCAUCCCUCUCGACUUUGACAUCCCGUUUGAAGUUCUCCCCGAGAGAAAAAGAUCACUGUCCAAACGAAAGACCGUUACCAUGGUCUUGUCUGAUUUGAUUCGCCAGUUCGCCCUUCCCAAGAAGGUUCGUUUCUCUUCAAGUCACCUGACCCCAAAUCAGGCUCUGGAGGGCGAUCGUCUUGGGGUCAGGAUGACAAUGGAACCACUUGAAUUGAUAAGAAAACACGAGGAGGUCUAUCUUAGUGGAAACGCCGUCAACUUUGGUGAAUUAGACCCCUCGAUACUGAGUAUCCCUGUGCACCAUGACAUGGAGAUGUCACUGGCUCUAGGUCUGGCAAGUGGGGAGAAGAACUGGAAACGACUCAUGCGAGAACUUGACAACGUGGUGGCCGUGAGAGUGCGAUUUAAAGCCGUCCAGGGAAACCAGAAGAUCACGAUUCAUACCUCAGAGAUGGAAGAUGAAAGUAUCAGUAAAUCAACCAAGACGACACUUGUGGUACAGACAGGACAGCAGACACUGAGCCGAGCUUAUGGCACACUACGGAGAAAAGAGACCGAGAAAGAGACUAGGCGUCGCUCCUACAGUGUAGCCGGGAACGUGGGGUCAUUGUCCCGCAACGUAAAGCCCACGACAGACGUCAGGGGCACAGACCGGCGUUUCUUCAAGCGCAACGAGGCUAGACGCAAACGAGGCGCCGACGCCGUCUCCAUCUCGGGCACCUCGACGUCAGCCACCAGCCUCUCCGAAUCCACGGUGGACGACGUGAGCAGCGUCUUCACUUGGCCCACCAGCGAAGACUCGAAAACCGAAGCCGAUUUUGACGAAGAUGUGAGCGAUAUUACAGACGAGAGUUUUGGUGCAUACCAGCCAAAGGCUCUCUUCGGUACGGCGUCUAGGCUAUUUCGACCGGACUUGUGGAGUCCGGGUGUUAACGACGACCACCCCAGACACACCGGCAGAAGAUGGAGAGACAUCAAAGCAGGUACUGGGAGAAAGCUUAGCACGGCCACAAGCCUCAGCAUGAAUGACAUUGACAGAAUCUUGGGGGACUUACGGCACCUGCCAUCACAGCAUCGGGGUCACCCUGAUGGCAGAUCGGUGCACAGCGGCCAGGAUAUGGAGGAUGACUUGGACGAUGUGGAUCAAUCUACGGACUUGUAAACAUUAAUCUUGAUCGGGAGUCGAACCUCCGACCUCCGGAGCACCGCACCGCGCUCUGAGCAAUCCAAACCUGUGUUUGUAAUCGGGUCUAUGUCACUAUCUGUUGUUGUUGUUGUUGUUGUUGUUGUUGUUGUUGUUGUUGUUGUUGUUGUUGUACAUUUUGUACAUGGGAAUGUUUUCCGGCUUAUCUGAAACAAAAUCAGAGUCUUUUGUGACCCGAGUCGAAGCAAGGUUAACUUCUUCCAAGGCCGUUGAAAAUUCUGAUAAUCUCAAGACUCUUCAUCUGGAAAUUUCACAAAGGAUGACAUUUGAGAAGUAUGAUGGACAGCGCUAAGCGGUUUAAAUUGUUGGCACGUUUGGAAGACCCUUCGAACGGUUUCAAGUUUAGAGCCACGUCACAUGCAUGUUCUGUUUAUUACAGAAGGAUGCUAUAUUGACUUCUGGGAAUCUCUCUAUGUGUUUAGAGGCCCUACAGAAGAUGUUUAAGUGCUACAUUAAUUUACUUAAAAUUAGCUUUCUUAACGACGCGGUUGACAAAAAGCUGAUGUAUUCUGCUUAAACUUAACACUUUAUGUACCUUAAUGGUAGUUGAAAUAUGUCACUGAAAUGUAAAAAAAAUAUUACAAUGAAAUAGCUUUUCAAUAAAACUAUAUCUUGCGCUGUUUAUAUAGCACUUAUAUUUCUUAAAAUAUCACUAUUGCUCUUUCUUUAAACGUUCAUCAAAUGUUCAAACGUAUACCAGUGUGUAAUUUCGUUGAUAUUUGUAGAAUAUUAGAAGAUACAUUAGCUGAAACCUGUAAUGUUUUCUGUUUACUACUGAAAUAUUUUAUACACAGAGAAAUAGUAAUGAACGAGAUCUGCCAACAAGUGACAUGUGAAAAGCAAUUUGUGCUGGGCUAAAAUAAUAAAGCAGACCAGAUUAUGAAAAUUAUAAAGGAGGUGAAAGGCCUAAGACGCAUUUGAGUAGCUGAGUUUUUUAAGUUCAAAAAGGCCGAGUCAAGAAAGAAUGCUGUUUAACGGCGUAAAUUAUAACCCUAUAAGCCGUUUUGGCCAACAUAUAUUACAUUGAUUUUUGUUGUCGUUACCUAAGUAUUUCCUGUAUUCAACAUCUAAAUUAUAUUCUGUAUAUGACAGUAGUUCAGGUGACUGACAUAACACUUGUAAACACAUUCAUUUAGUAUAGGAGACGUAAAAUAAAACAGAUUUUUCCAAACAUGUAUU
This is a messenger RNA of Patiria miniata (bat star), 3007 nucleotides long. RefSeq lists its product as uncharacterized. The coding region runs from base 404 to 1786 and encodes 460 amino acids. Lineage: Eukaryota; Metazoa; Echinodermata; Asteroidea; Valvatida; Asterinidae. The record is from RefSeq and is a predicted model, not a curated record. The transcript has 6 exons.